This is a messenger RNA of Thermothelomyces thermophilus ATCC 42464, 930 nucleotides long. RefSeq lists its product as uncharacterized. The record is from RefSeq and is a predicted model, not a curated record. The transcript has 2 exons. Lineage: Eukaryota; Fungi; Ascomycota; Sordariomycetes; Sordariales; Chaetomiaceae. The coding region runs from base 350 to 733 and encodes 127 amino acids.
GAGUCAUGGCCUCUGUUUCCCUUGCUAUACAAGAUCAGCAUGACAUUGCGUUUCUGUCGACAGAAAUCCCACGAACGGUCAAUCUUCCGUUGUGCGCAGGGUAGCGAAUCACCUGUAGAAAGAAAGGACGCACUGUAUCCGUACCUCGAUAUGAAGCGUAGGACUUGCCUUAAACCGAACCAGGAGGCUCUUUGAGUGGGGCAGCCUCACAAACGCCGAACAGCAGCAGCAACAGCAGCAGCAACAGCAACAAAAAACAACGGUCCGACGGCAUUCACGCCAAAGCUCCCCCGUCUCCACGAGAUAGCCAACCAGCCAUCCAUCAAACACACCCGCGCCAGGGAAAAAGAUGGGGAACCUCUGCAGCAGCGAGCGAGACCCGUUCUCGCAGCCCGGGCGACCACUCGGCACGACCCCGACCACGCCCGCCUCCGCCUCCGUCCCCGCCUCCGCCAGAUCGCCCCGGACGGUGGGCGGCCCACCAAGGACACUCGGCGGCGGUCCCGGUCCCGGUCCAACGUCCCCCGGCCGGGACGCCGACGACCCUAGGGCACGCGCCGCCGCCGCCGCCGAGGCACGCCUCCAGGAGAGCCAGAAACGCAAGGGCAAGCUCCAGGCCCAGCUGGACAAGCAGCGCCGCAUGACGGACCCCAAGGUGCUUCAGGAGGCGAGCAAGACCGAGCGCGGCCAGCGGGCUCUCGAUGAGAGCGUCGAUGCCCUGGCCCAUUCAUAGUUUGGCCCGAGGUUCAUUGGCUUGGGGGGCGGCGGCGGCGGGGUAUUGCAGAGCUAGCGGCGCCGGUCGGCCGUGGAGUCGGCUAGAGAAGGAGAAGAAGAAGAACAGGGGAGAGGAGACGGGUGUGCUUCAUGAAUGUUGUGCCCAUUUGUUUGACUUUGCCCAUCUUCAGGUUGAAUUGAUUGGUUCUGAAGGAG